ACACACGUUAGUCGAGUCCAUGUGUGACGUCACAGGUGGUGCUAGAUCUAGUUGAGUUGUAGGUAACCCGCCAUAUUCCUGCUGCUGGUUUGUUUUGCUUUGUCUAUGCUUUGAACUUUCAAGCAAUGGGGGUUACUGAAGUUACAAAAAAAGAAGAAUUCGAGGAUACUAUAAGGGCCCAUGGCUUGGUGGUGGCGCACUUCUACGCCGACUGGGCUGCGCAGUGCGCGCCCAUGAACGAGGUCAUCAGCGAGCUGGCCAAGCAGACCGAGUACAAGGACGUGAGGUUCGUCAAGUGCCCGGCGGAAGACGUCCCCGAGGUGUCCCUGAGCCUGGGCAUCAAGGCCGUGCCCACGUUUCUGCUGCUGCGCGGGGGCAGCGUCGUGGACCGGGUGGACGGGGCGGAUGCCGCAGCGCUCUCCAAGAAGAUAAGCCAGCAGGUGGCCAAGCUGCCGCUGGAGACCCCGAGGCCCGCGGCGGAGUCCCAGGAGGAGCUGACUGCCCGGCUCAGGCGCCUCGUCAGCUCUGCGCCAGUCAUGCUGUUCAUGAAGGGGUCCCGGGAGCAGCCGCGCUGUGGCUUCAGCCGGACCAUCAUCGCCCUGCUGGACGAGCUGGGCGCGGACUACGCCACCUUCGACAUCCUGGGCGACGAGGCCGUGCGCCAGGGCCUCAAGAAGUACUCUGAUUGGCCCACCUACCCCCAGCUGUACGUGAAGGGGGAGCUGAUUGGUGGCCUGGACGUGGUGCGGGAGAUGAGAGAGAGCGGAGAGCUGGAGAAGAUGCUGCCCAAGAAGCAGGCGCGGCCGAGCGAGAACGGGCUGUCCGACACGCCCGGCAAGAAGCAGCUGGAAGAGAGACUGCGAGGUCUCAUCGGCGGCAGCAAGGUGAUGGUGUUCAUGAAGGGCGACCGAGACAACCCGCGCUGUGGCUUCAGUCGCCAGCUCAUGCAGAUACUCUCGGACACAGGGGUGGAGUUCGGCACGUUCGACGUGCUCUCGGACGACGAGGUGCGGCAGGGACUGAAGGAGCUCUCCGACUGGCCGACCUACCCGCAGGUGUACGUGAAGGGGGAGCUGAUUGGUGGUGUGGACAUCGUGAAGCAGCUGGCGGAGAGCGGGGAACUGUCGUCCGCCCUGAGCGGCUAGCCCCGGGGUGUGUGGACCCGCGUCGUUUGCUAGAGUUGUGCAGCUAAUGUAGCUCCCGAGCUUGGCUUGUUCCUGAGUAAACGUACCAUGUAAUAAUGUACCUGCGUGGAAAUUAGUGUUCAUAUAGGUUGGUAGGGUAGGCAACUGGUUUUCACGGGAUGAACAUCUUUCAAGAUGGGUGAAUGAAUCGUGCAAAUAAAUAUACAUACUUUCUCA
Messenger RNA from Bacillus rossius redtenbacheri, 1361 nucleotides. It is a transcript of the gene Grx3, whose product is annotated as glutaredoxin-3. Gene Ontology annotation, biological process: intracellular iron ion homeostasis. Gene Ontology annotation, cellular component: nucleus; cytosol. The coding region runs from base 126 to 1145 and encodes 339 amino acids. The record is from RefSeq and is a predicted model, not a curated record. NCBI's taxonomy places the organism in Eukaryota, Metazoa, Arthropoda, Insecta, Phasmatodea, Bacillidae. The transcript has 7 exons.